AUUGGAGUGUUGCUGAGUCAGCUUGGCCAUGUCGAGCCCCAGCCGAACCUGCGGUAAUUUUCUGGCUCAGCCAAGCCAGCUACGCAGUCGUCGCCGAUUUGCGACUCCUGUGCCGUCCAUUGGCAUACUUUUCUCUCGGCUCUUUCUUUUCCCUCCAGAUCUGUAAGCAUGGAAUACGAAUAUAAUGCGGUGUGCCAGAACUUGAUUUGGGUCCUUCACAGCUUAGUAACACAAAACCCGUGCGUCACUCGUCUUGCGCAAUCGUUAUUUCACAACUUAUCGCGUCAUAUAAAAAGGUAUUGUAACCUUUGAUCAAAGAAAAUGUGUUGCACAAACAAGAUAUAUUGCCAAGUAAAAAUCACCAAGUUGAUUGUUUUACUUUUAUAAGAUUUAGAAAAACAGUUCCAUCUUUCAUAAAUGCACCAGAAAUUUAGAUAUGGCCAACCACUAUCAACAUUACUGAUAAAAUAGCACAAAAAAGCACUUUUCCAAAUGUUAACUUUCUGAAACUGAAACUUAUUCUGAAUAAAACAUACAACCCAGUACGAGUUAACUUGGGCAAAGAUAAAUUUUUAACAGCUUAAAUGUAAUUACUCUUUGGCACAGUUACAAUUUUUUUACUUAAUUUUAAAAAUGUUAUCUUGUAAGUUGUAACACUGAUUUAUUUAUUUAUCAGGUAAAUCUAUUUUGCAUUUAAGACUAAGAGCAAUUAAAAGUAUAAAUGUACUUACCCAUAAAAAAUAAAAGCUCGGCCAAAUAAAAAAGCAAGGUGUCUUCCUCUUUUCGUUGUUAUAAUUAACUGAUGAGAAGGUUCGUGUGUGUACCUUUGUUGUUAUGGAAAGUCCCCAAGUCUGAAAUUUUUUGACAGCUUAUAUAGGGGCUGGGAACCAUUCCAACGCCAUCUGUACUCAAAAAUUGUAAUCUUGGCAAUGUUUUUCAUGUUUUUCAAAAAUAAUCUCAGGUUCUUUUCUCCUGUUGUCGUUGCUAAACUGUUGCUACUAAACAUUUUUGUGAAAACGGACCAUGGGAUUAGAUAAAGAAUACCUUCAUGUGUUUCAAAUAUGUUUUAAAAAAACAUCGAUGGCUGGUGUUCGUAUUCUAUGGAAAAAGAACACUUCCAGAGAACACAGCCUUGUGCCCCACUCGUCAAAGACACUCAGAUCGUUGCAAAACUGAUUGACCCUCCUGCCAAGAAUCACACCGCAAAAACCAUUGAAAGCUAUGUUUGAUUCGGCAAUUUUUCUGGUAUUUUCUCUUUCUUCGUCGUUGAUUGCUGCUGUUGUCCUGUAUGACCUAUAUCGCCGCCAGAAAAAGCAUUCUGAUCACGAAAAAGAAAACCUUGAUCUUGUUUGCUACUUAGCAAAGUUCCCAUUUGAGAUGAAUAACGAAGAUCGUUGUGUGGCUCUAAUGAAAAAGCAUCAGAUUUCUCCUAAUGCACCGAGUAGCAAUUUGCAGCGUUCCCAUAUAACACCUUUUUUGUCAGCUUGCUUUGGUGGAUCGUUUAAACUCAUCCAGUUCAUGUUAGAAUUCGGAGCGGAUAACGAAUUCUACAAUCUUAACGGAGAUGGAGCCCUUUACAUAGCUAUCUACGGAAUCGCGUGUCGCCUUCGAUCUGCUCAGUGUGCUCAAAAACGAAGCAGCGAAAUUCAGCGUGGCGUUCUUAUAAUAGACUGCCUCACAAAUCUAGGAUGCGAUGUAAACUCAAGGAACGAAUUUGGUUUCACUCCUUUACACUGGGCUGCUACAACAGGCGAAAAAUGGCUAGUUGAUCAUCUUUUGAAAAGAGGAGCUGAUCCAUUCAUUUUGACUACUCACAGUAAAGCUCCACCUUCUGCUUUUGCUUCAGAGAAGAAACAUGUUCAAAUGCUAUUGAAAGAGGCGGAGAACGUACACCGAUCAUUCUAAUUUGACUUCCGUGUAUCUAACGCCAGUAACUGUAUUACAGAUGUAUCAUACAUACACACUGUACUGUACACGAAAAAAGACCAAACACCCAAACAUGGUGAAACUGAAAUUCUGAUCGACAAAAUGUAAUAAUUGGAGUAUGAUUAUUAGUCAAGAAGAUGUGGAGAAGGGAGCAACAGAAUACAGUGUACAAAGUGCUCUAAAAGAAAAUAUGUCACUGACAUUUCAAUGGAAAG
Molecule: messenger RNA, 2141 nt
Organism: Daphnia pulicaria
Lineage: Eukaryota; Metazoa; Arthropoda; Branchiopoda; Diplostraca; Daphniidae
Product: 26S proteasome non-ATPase regulatory subunit 10-like
Exons: 7
Coding region: 1222-1905 (227 amino acids)
Molecular function (GO): protein binding
Source: RefSeq, a predicted model, not a curated record